GGGGCGGGGCCCGGCGGCGGCGGCCUCCCGGGGCUGGGGUCCGUCUCGGCGGCAGCGGCGGAAAUCUCGCGAGGGAGCGUAGCCGGGAUUUGGCGGCUGGCUGCCUCCCUCCCUCCCUCUCUCUCGCUGGCUGCGAGGAGCUGGUGUUUGUGUGGAAGGGGGAGGAGGAGGAGAAGGAAGGGACGCGACAGGAGCCCGAGCCCCACCAUCCGCCCAGGGGAGCGCAGCGCCGACCCCGCGCCGGCCGCCCAGCGAGCUCCGUCCUCCCGCCGCCCCCUCGCCCGGCCAUGGCCUCGGGAGACACCCUGUACAUCGCCACCGACGGCUCGGAAAUGCCGGCCGAGAUCGUGGAGCUGCACGAAAUCGAGGUGGAGACCAUCCCGGUGGAGACCAUCGAGACCACCGUAGUGGGCGGCGAGGAGGACGAGGAGGAGGAGGACGAGGACGAGUGCUGCGAGGACUGCGGCCCGCACCACCCGCCGCACCACUACCACCACCACCAGCCCAUGAUCGCCCUGCAGCCCCUCGUCUCGGACGGAGACCCCAGCGGGGCGGGCGGCGGAGCGGCCGGAGGCGGCGGGGGGCAGCUCCACCUGCACCACCACCACCAAGAGGUGAUUCUGGUGCAGACCCGCGAGGAGGUGGUGGGGGGAGACGACUCGGACGGGCUGCGGGCCGACGACGGCUUCGAGGAUCAGAUUCUCAUCCCGGUGCCGGCCCCCGCCGGAGAGGACGAGUACAUAGAGCAGACCCUGGUCACCGUGGCCGCCGCCGGCAGCAAGAGCGGAGGCGGCGGGUCCUCCUCGGCCGGGGGGGGAGGCCGCGUGAAGAAGGGCGGCAGCGGCAAGAAGAGCAGCAAGAAGAGUUACCUGAGCGGGGGAGGCGGCGGCGGGGCCGAGGGCGGCGGCGGCAGGAAAUGGGAGCAGAAGCAGGUGCAGAUCAAGACCCUGGAGGGGGAGUUCUCGGUCACCAUGUGGGCCUCGGAUGAUAAAAAAGAUAUUGACCAUGAAACAGUGGUGGAAGAGCAGAUCAUUGGAGAGAAUUCUCCUCCAGAUUACUCAGAGUACAUGACAGGAAAGAAGCUUCCUCCUGGUGGAAUACCUGGCAUUGACCUCUCGGACCCUAAGCAGCUGGCUGAGUUUGCUAGAAUGAAGCCAAGAAAAAUAAAGGAAGAUGAUGCUCCGCGUACGAUAGCCUGUCCUCACAAAGGCUGCACAAAGAUGUUCAGGGACAACUCUGCUAUGAGGAAGCAUCUGCACACUCAUGGACCUCGAGUACAUGUAUGUGCAGAAUGUGGAAAGGCCUUUGUGGAGAGCUCGAAACUAAAGCGACACCAACUAGUUCAUACUGGAGAGAAACCCUUUCAGUGUACAUUUGAAGGAUGUGGAAAGCGUUUUUCACUGGACUUCAAUUUACGCACACAUGUGCGAAUUCAUACUGGCGACAGGCCCUAUGUUUGCCCAUUUGAUGGCUGCAAUAAGAAGUUUGCGCAAUCAACUAACCUGAAAUCUCACAUUUUAACACAUGCUAAGGCCAAAAACAACCAGUGAAGGUUGGAGGAAAAGUUCUUGAACUCAAAACCAUCUUACAGGAGAAUGAAUUGAAAAUAAAUACGCUUCCCCUUUGUAUAUUGUUUCUAGGAAAGAAUUUUAAAAAAAAGAACCCUACAAACCUAAAGGACAUGUUUUGAUAAGUAGUAAAUAAAAAGCAAAAAACUUUCAGGUGACAUUGCUGAGAUGCUCUACCUUGCUCUGUAAUCCCGUUUCAAGAACACGGUGUUUUGUAAAGUGUGGCCCUGACCAGAGGGGUCGGUUCGUGAACUUGCAUCAAAAAAGACGAUUCUUUAUACAACAGUGCUAAAAUGGGACUACUUUUCACAUUCUUAUGAAUAUGGAGCUCACCUGUUGCUUACAAUUUUUUUAAUUUUGUAUUCCAAGUGUGCAUAUUGUACACUUUUCGGGGAUAUGCGUAGUAAUGCUAUGUGUGAUUUUCUGGAGGUUGAUAACUUGCUUGCGGUAGAUUUUCUUUAAAAGAAUGGGCAGUUACAUGCAUACUUCAAAAGUAUUUUCCUGUAAAGAAAAAAAGUUAUAUAGGUUUUGUUUGCUAUCUUAAUUUUGGUUGUAUUCUUUGAUGUUAACACAUUUUGUAUAAUUGUAUCGUAUAGCUGUAAUGAGAUCAUGUAGUAUCAAAUAUUAGAUGUGAUUUAAUAGUGUUAAUCAAUUUAAACCCAUUUUAGUCACUUUUUUUGGAGAAAUACUGCCAGAUGCUGGUGUUCAGUGUAAUUUCUUUGCCUGUUCAGUAACGGAAAGUGGUGCUCAGUUGUAGAAUGUAUUGUACAGGCACUGACCUUUUAUUAACACCUGAUAAUAUGUACAUCCCAUGUAAUAGAAAGGGCAACAAUAAAACAGUCGUCCUAAAGAAAGAAUAUGGCAGAAAAUGAUCUGUAAGCACAGUCUAUUUUCUUUUGUCCAGAGCAAUCCUAGUUCCUCUUGAUCUUCCCAAUAUUGGAAGCUAAAUAAACUCAAGUUUCCUUACUUGGCAUUCAAUUAGAAUGAUUUGUGAUGAAAUUCCGUAAUGCCACGUCAGGUGGUAUACAUAAAUAUAACUGAUGACUAUAAUUCUGUUUUUGUGUGACCUAGACUUCCAUUAACUGGAGUGGUGGAUUUGGAUACUCGUCAAUAUAGUGAGAUUUCAGUAUACCUGGAAAGCAAGUGGGUGAAACAAUAUGGUAAAUAGCUAAAUGGGCACUGUGCUUAAUUGUAGGAGAGUAAUCUUGAAUGUUUAAAUACAAUAGGACAUGGGAGAACUGUGGGGCUUGGUCACAGCAGGAAAAAGAAAGCUGUCAUCUUCUUUCGGCUGUCUUGUUUGACUGAAUAUUUCUUGGAACCUCCUUGGAUACCUUUUACUUUAGAACAGCCACUCAUAGUUCUCAGAGAACUUCGUGGAUUUUGGAAGGUCUGGCUAAAAGUGGUUACUUCUCGUUUGUUCACGUGUUCAAAAUAAGAAAUAUGCAGAUAAUAUAGUAAAAAUGUGACUGACUAAUAAACAUGAGUGCACAUAAA
This is a messenger RNA of Coturnix japonica (Japanese quail), 3062 nucleotides long. It is a transcript of the gene YY1, whose product is annotated as YY1 transcription factor. The record is from RefSeq and is a predicted model, not a curated record. Gene Ontology annotation, molecular function: DNA-binding transcription factor activity, RNA polymerase II-specific; RNA polymerase II cis-regulatory region sequence-specific DNA binding. Gene Ontology annotation, cellular component: transcription regulator complex; chromatin; PcG protein complex. NCBI's taxonomy places the organism in Eukaryota, Metazoa, Chordata, Aves, Galliformes, Phasianidae. Gene Ontology annotation, biological process: regulation of transcription by RNA polymerase II.